Molecule: messenger RNA, 1482 nt
Organism: Drosophila eugracilis
Lineage: Eukaryota; Metazoa; Arthropoda; Insecta; Diptera; Drosophilidae
Gene: Targ2
Product: ADP-ribose glycohydrolase OARD1
Exons: 6
Coding region: 249-1280 (343 amino acids)
Biological process (GO): peptidyl-glutamate ADP-deribosylation
Source: RefSeq, a predicted model, not a curated record
UUUCGGGGAGAUUUACUCGCGCGCACGGAUUAAUUGCCCAGAAUAAAAGAAAAGGAAUAACACAUAAACACUGGCGGGCAGUCAACUAACCAAAUCACUACUACUCCAAACCGAAAACUGAAAACCAAAAACCAAAGUUAAAACCAUUCCGAAGCCGAAAAAGUUUUUUAUCGCGAGUUUCGACCUCGACGUGAAAGUUUCCACCGCUGCUGCGUGCACUUGAUAUAUACAUAUAUGUAUAGUGUGCCAUGGCGAAUGUGAAGAUUGUGGAGUCCAAGCUGGACAUAUUUCAGGCCCCUCAAAGUCAUGCUUUGGCCCAUGCCGUGGAGUCAUCCUUCGUGGCUGAACGAGGAUCUUUGCCCUGGCAGUUUAAUCUGAUCUAUGGAGAUGUGGAUGAGAUUAGACAGAGGAGGGUGGCCAGAGGAAACUGUGCCGUUCUGGAGCAUAAUGCCCGAUUUAUAUACUAUCUGGUCACCAAGUCGAAUCUCUACGAGACCAGCACUUAUGAUGAUGUCCAGGCAGCUUUGAUCUGUAUGCGGGAACAUAUGCGCAACCACGAGAUCACAAAAGUGGCCAUGCCCCGAAUCUGCUGCGGCAAAGAUGGCCUCGAAUGGAGGCAAGUGAAGCGUCUGGUGCAGCAAACCUUCUCCCAGAGCGAGUAUCCAAUUGAGAUUCUCAUCUGUGAACACGAAGACAUGUCCAAGGAGCUGGUUGCUCCCAAGUGUCAGAUUACAGAGGCCAGGGGGAAUCUAUUCAGUGCCCCAGAGAACUACGCAUUGGUGCACUCUGUCAGCGCGGAUUUCGCCAUGUGUGCGGGAAUUAAUCUGCAGUUCCGCUGCAAAUUUGGCCAAGUUGAUGAGCUGAAGCGUCAACAUAGACACACUGGAAAUGUGGCAGUUUUGGAGCAGGAUGGUCGAUAUAUCUAUAACCUAGUGACCAAGGAGCGAAGCCAUGAGAAGUGCACUUAUACAGCUCUUUACUACGCCCUGCUGGCCAUGCGGGAACAUAUGAGAGAGCAUGGAGUUACAAAGUUAGCCAUUCCGCGACUCGGCUGCGGCAUUGAUCGUUUGGAUUGGCUGCGCGUGCGCAAUUUGCUGGAUCUGGUAUUUGCUGAGGAUAACGUGGAUAUCAUUGCAUUCUUCUACACUCCACCACAAAUGGUCAAGGACACGUUGAAUGUCGUUUGUCCCACUUGUCGGCACAUGAAGACUAUUCAUUUACCAUCGAGAUCCGUUAGCGGAUCACGGCAAUCUCUUCAUCGUGAAAAGACUCCUUUCUAAUUCCAGUUAGAAUACUGUAUAUAGCAAUCUUUGUAUGACACUCGAAAUGGUUUUGCUUGGGACUUGUGGCACCGAAUGCACCAAAUACUUAUAUAGCUGUUAAGAACAUACACCUAAGAGCUUUCAUGGCACACAAAAUGUAUAUUUUUUGGAUAUUUAUACUGUAUUAAUAAACGAAACACGCCAUUGAGAGGGUUUUAAC